AGCAGUCGAGCAUGCUCUUACAAAGUGAAAUCCAACGCCACCAUGAGAGGAAGCAUAGGAGGAAGAUUAGCGAGUAGCAGUAGCAGUAGCAGCGCCAAACAGUCCCUUUAUCUUUCUUCCUCUGCUUUCUCCACAUUUUCCGGCGGAGGCGGCAGGGGUCGAGGACGUGGUCGAGGUUCAGGUCCCUUCGACUCUCCAAGCUCCUCUCAGGUUUCCCCUCGGACCCCCGGAAAACCCGAUACUACCGGUGCCGACGACGCCGAAGCUGACGAUUCUUUCCUUCCUUCCGGCCUUGGUCAUGGCAGAGGUAAACCAAUUCCUUCGACCCCAAUUCUCCCUUCAUUUUCUUCAUGGGUAUCUGGCAUGCGUCCUUCUGCUGGUCGUGGCGGCCGUUCUACCCAGCAGCAAUCCGAUUCACAUCCAUCCGAGCCUCAAGAUUUUCAACCCAAGAAACCAAUUUUCUUUUCUCGGGAAGAUCCACAGGGGCCAUUGACCCAGAAUCCUCCUAUUAGCGAACCUGGUCGAAGCCCGGGGGGGAUUGUUCUUCCGUCAAGUCUUUCGUCGGGGUUACCUGGUGCCGGACGCGGAAAACCGCCAAAGCCAUCGUUGGGCCCCAGUGAGACUUCUGUUAGCGAAGAAAAUCGACAUCUUCGGCCGAGAAGAGAGGGAGUUGCUGUUGGGUUGCAGGAUAGGACUUCUCCAAGCCCGCCAAGGUUGAGCCGCGAAGACGCAGUUAAGAAGGCGGUCGGAAUUUUGCGUAGAGGAGGAGAUGGUAUGGAAGAGGGGGGAAGAGGAAGAGGAACUAGAGGAAGAGGUGGUCGAGGACGUGGAGGAAGAGGAGUGCAAGGCUGGAGAGGAAGAGGUGGAAGGUCUGGCGGUCGAUUCCGUGACUUGGAGGAUAAUUAUGGAACUGGUCUUUAUCUUGGUGACAAUGCCGACGGGGAGAGGCUGGCUAAUAGACUAGGAACGGAGAAUAUGGAUAAGUUGGUUGAAGCAUUUGAAGAGAUGAGCUACAGUGUGCUUCCUUCACCAAUGGAUGAUGCUUACUUGGAUGCUGUCCAUACAAAUAAUCUGAUAGAGUAUGAGCCAGAGUAUUUGAUGGGGGACUUUGAGACAAACCCGGAUAUUGAUGAGAAGCCUCCAAUUCCUCUUAGGGAUGCUUUAGAGAAGGUGAAACCAUUCUUGAUGGCUUAUGAGGGAAUUCAGAGUCAAGAAGAGUGGGAGGAAAUUAUGAAGGAAACAAUGGAGAAACUACCAUAUAUGAAGGAGCUUAUUGAUAUCUACAGUGGUCCUGAUAGGGUAACUGGAAAGCAACAACAACAGGAGUUGGAAAGAGUUGCAAAAACUCUCCCUGAAAAUGUGCCAUCAUCGGUAAAGUGUUUCACUGACCGUGCUGUUCUGUCUCUUCAGAGCAACCCAGGCUGGGGGUUUGACAAGAAAUGCCAAUUCAUGGAUAAGCUUGUUUGGGAGGUUUCUCAGCAUUACAAAUAGCAUAAUAACGUGUUGUUACAAGUUUGUGAAAAAUCUUCCAUCCUCAGAAUCCCGUACAGUGAAUUUUGGAAUGUCAACCUUGGGUACAAGGGAUUAUUUUCAUCUGAUUUGAGGUCAUCCUUUUCUUUUACCUUUUAAAUGCCAAGUUACUAAUGGGCACUCCUACUUGGGAAAGUUUGGUGGGUUUAUAUUGUUAUCACUUCAUUCUGUCAGAUGCUAUGCUUUAUCUAAUGUUAACUCUUGGUCACUGAUCUUCCCAUUACCAAAUUCUGUCUUUGGCCAAGGCAGACGGAUCUUUUGUUUGACUGGACUGCAUGGUAACUUUACCAACCUAAUAACUUAAGUUGCUGACAUUUUUAUACCUA
This is a messenger RNA of Nelumbo nucifera (sacred lotus), 1856 nucleotides long. Its product is annotated as hydroxyproline-rich glycoprotein family protein. Lineage: Eukaryota; Viridiplantae; Streptophyta; Magnoliopsida; Proteales; Nelumbonaceae. The record is from RefSeq and is a predicted model, not a curated record.